Balaenoptera acutorostrata (minke whale) is the source of this 1044-nucleotide messenger RNA. RefSeq names its product leucine rich single-pass membrane protein 1 (gene LSMEM1). The transcript is spliced from 4 exons. The record is from RefSeq and is a predicted model, not a curated record. Lineage: Eukaryota; Metazoa; Chordata; Mammalia; Artiodactyla; Balaenopteridae. The coding region runs from base 203 to 586 and encodes 127 amino acids.
UUGGAAUCUUACACUGCUUGGCUAAGUUAACACUAAAUAUAGACCAGCAGUUUCAUGCUGGGGUUUAUGGGCUUUAUAGGAGCACCGUGUGCUGAAGGGAGGCAGAGAAAGAGCUACAGAAUUUCUAGAAGGUCAUUAUAGUUGCUUCUGAAUAACUUGUUUUUCCUGGUAACCUAGCAGUCAAAGCUCACAUUUUUGGACAAUGAAUCCUUCCCAGGACACCGGCUCUGGCGGCAUUCCUGAAGAUAGAAAGCUUUAUGUUGUGGAUUCCAUAAAUGACUUAAACAAACUAAACCUCUGUCCUGCCGGAUCGCAGCGUCUGUUCCCUCUAGAGGAGAAAAUCCCGGACAUCGGCACUAACUCAGGAAAUGGAAACCACAGUCUGUUUUUGGUGGGGCUGAUCAUCAUGCUGAUUGUCAGCCUGGCACUGGUUUCCUUUGUGAUAUUUCUGAUAGUUCAAACUGGCAACAAGAUGGAAGAUGUGUCAAGAAGACUAGCAGCUGAGGGAAAGGACAUAGAUGAUCUUAAGAAAAUCAACAGCAUCAUUGUAAAGCGACUCAACCAACUGGACUCUGAACAGAGCUAAAGGAAUGAUCAUCCAAGAGCAACUGCUAACACCUGAGCGUCUCGCUGUCCUGGGAGGGUACAGGGUUAAGAACCGACCAAGGGCAUAUCUGCAGGCAACAAAAGGCCAACUUUCCACUACAGGGAUGGGAGCAGCUCCAAGGCAAGGGGGGCUGGGGACAGCCGCCAGAAGGGGGCUGAUUUUGUGGUAGGGUCCUUCAGCUUUCAUGGGGUUAAUGGUGGCUGGCAUGGAAGAGAACCAACAGGAAACAAGAACGGGAAUUUGGCUCUGUGUGUACAGCUUCUUUUACGAAAGGAACUUUGGCACCAGAAUAAGUUCACUGUGGCCAGUAAAUUUCAUGACACCUCAUGUAACUUUAUGAACUCCCUGGAAAGCCUAAGGAAUUCACUGAAUUAUUUGUGUUCAAGGGAAUCAGGUGAUAACUCUUUUCAAUAAAAUAGAUUCUGCUCAGGUGAUUA